Notolabrus celidotus (New Zealand spotty) is the source of this 6456-nucleotide messenger RNA. It is a transcript of the gene doc2a, whose product is annotated as double C2-like domains, alpha. The transcript has 13 exons. The record is from RefSeq and is a predicted model, not a curated record. The coding region runs from base 369 to 1730 and encodes 453 amino acids. Lineage: Eukaryota; Metazoa; Chordata; Actinopteri; Labriformes; Labridae. Gene Ontology annotation, cellular component: membrane.
GUGACUGUGGACUGUUGAUUUUACCCCAGCUCCAGAAUAAAAACCAGAGGGGGAGACACUUCUGUGUGGUGGUACCAUCCCUCCUCUAUCAUAAACACUGAGGAUACAGAGACACCUCCAGCAGAGUCCAGCAGAUCAACACAGCCAGCUACAGGUGUGAUAACCACGUCUGCAGUGAGUGGAGGGGGAGGACUGUCCUGCAGAGCUGACAGAGUCAGGAACCCAAAGAAGCUGCAGAGGAAACAGACUGAUGGAGUCUCAGAUGGAAGUGAAGUUAAACCCACAGACUGAGUGACGUCUUAGAGGAUUAACUACUGCACAAAUAUCGGCUUAACAAAAAUGCUGUGCUUCUGCUGGCUUCAUCAGACAUGAGUCCAGCUUCGAUCAAAGAGGUCCUCUGCUGGAAACGAAGGAUUGCUGUCUCCGACUCUAUGACGGUGCAGAGAGGAAAGAAGCUCAGCAUCUCCAUCCAGGAACACAUGGCCAUUGACGUCUGCCCCGGCCCCAUCAGACCCAUUAGACAGAUCUCCGCCUACUUCCCCCGCCUGUCCCCCACCUCCCCGAACCCCGCCACCUCCCCUCUGGCCCUCAGCCCUGGCUCCGUGGCCUCUGGGAUGGGCGGGUCUAAUCUCUUGUCUCCCCUGCUGCCUCACGGGCGGCCGGCCGGGGGCGGGUCUCUGUCUCUGACGAGCAGCGUGGACACGUCGGUGGAGAUGAACAGCUCCGACAGUGACGACUGCACUACUCUGGGAACUCUGGCGUUCGAGCUGAGAUACGAGCAGAGCUCCAGCGAGCUGCACUGCACCUUGCUGCGGGCAAAGGGCCUGAAGCCCAUGGACUUUAACGGUCUAGCCGACCCGUACGUGAAGCUGCACCUGCUCCCUGGAGCCUGUAAGGCCAAUAAGCUGAAGACGAGGACGAUCCGAAACUCUCUGAAUCCAGUGUGGAAUGAGACGCUCACAUAUGUCGGGAUCACAGAGGAAGACAUGCACAAGAAGACGCUCAGGCUGACUGUGUGUGACGAGGACAAGUUGACUCACAAUGAGUUGAUUGGAGAAUCUCGGGUUCCCCUGAAACGAUUAAAACCCAACCAGACGAAACAUUUUCACACCUGUCUGGAGCACCCACCUCCACUCCCCUCUCCGACUGCGAUGGGUGAAGCUCUGCGUGGGAUCUCCUGCUACCUCAGAGAGUGGGAGAAGGAGCAGCUGCACAGCCUGGAGGAAAGAGGUCGUCUUCUUCUCUCUCUGCAGUUUCUUCCUCCUUGUUUGGAGGAUGAGGACAGAGGAGGAGGAGGAGGGGAGGAAGGAGGAGGUGAAGGACGUCGCAGUGGAGGUCUCUGUGUGGGAGUGAAGCGAUGCGCUCAUUUGGCCGCCAUGGACGUCAACGGAUUCUCCGACCCCUACGUGAAAAUAUACCUGAAGCCCGACAUAGAGAAGAAAUCCAAGCACAAAACCACAGUGAUGAAAAAAACCCUCAACCCUGAAUUUAACGAGGAGUUCUUCUACGAGAUCUCUCUGUCGGAGCUCAGCAAUAAGACUCUGGAGGUGACGGUGUGGGACUACGACCUGGGGCGCUCCAAUGAUUUCAUCGGUGGUGUCUGCCUGGGCUGUCACUCUCAGGGUGACGCCCUCCGUCACUGGAUGGACUGCCUGAAGAACCAAGGCAGGAGGGUGGAGCGGUGGCACAUCCUGACCAACGAGCUGCCCCAAUCCCUCAGCCACGACUAAAAUCCUGCACCGCAUCCUGCAGGCGGUCGCUGUCAGGGAACAGACGGUAACACAGAGGGCCUCGGGUUUCUUCAAGGGACGGACUUGAGCAGCAUCACCACAGGAGUCAGCGGUAACCCAGAGAGAGAGAGGGUGUAUCAUAAUAAGAGGGUGGAGCUUGAGCAGCAUGGUGUUGUGCCUUCAUUAUUGGUCGGUGAGUCAUCCCGAUGAAACGCCCAUCAGCUCCAUCACACCUUCAUCAUCUCACCUCAUCCAUCCACACAUCAACACGUUAGGUCGGUACGCUCCACCGGCGAGGGGUGGAACUCAGAGAUCAACACAAACACUGCUGCAGACGUCACAUCUCACAUUAAAGUGCAUGUUUUUCUACAACGGCGUUCACACACAUGUUCCUCACUCUCUCUCAAAGCAGGGUCACUUCACUUUAAAUGUUGCAGAAUAUAGUUCACUCCUCCAACAAAGACAGGAACUCUAAUCUCAUUACUUCUCCAUGACUGUAUCAUCACAUCUGAGUCUCAGAGCUGAGCAUCUUUUUAAGGGUUGGAGGAUCUCAUUCAGGCCGGUGUGCUCUCUGAACCUGCACAGAACCAGAUCCCACUCAGACCUGCGGGUCAAUACUCAGAGUACAAGGGUAGAUAUCACGCUUUUCACACUUACAAUACUUAAAGCCUUAUCUGGUCCUCGUCCUGCAGGAGGAUUUUCUGAGGUUGCACAGAAGAACUCUCCAUUCUCCUUCACUGAGAGACCAAACAGAAGUCUGCCUCAGUUAAGUAGGGUCGUAUGUUGAAGCUUCCCCGACUGAAAGGGUGUGCGAUCAUUAGUCCCCUCGAGGUUCAGUCUGUUAAGGUAAAUGUCUAAUCUGGGAGAAAGGAGUCUCAGCUUUAUAAUUCUGCUCCUUUAAAAUGAAGGGAUCAGUCCUACAUAUCACUGAACGUCAUAAUCCAUAGGGAGGUUUAGAUAAAGCUGCAGACACGUCGAAGGGUGAGGAAAGUUUUAACCCACUCCUGAAUAUCUAUCAUACAAAAACAUGCACAGCUCUGUGACUUCAAUGUGAUGAUCAUACAGCAGAAACUUCAUUUUCAACACGUUUGCAUGCUGCAGAAAAUAUUUGUAUUUCUAUAAACAAAGCUACAAACUCCUUUGCAUGAGAUCAUGCAACGGGACAAUCCAGACUGCUGAAAAGAAUGGUGAAAAUAAUCAGGGUUUUAUUUUGGAUCGACCUUCCUUCACUCAGACGUGCAUUCCCUCGUGUUGACGUGAUGUAAGCAUUCACACACUGCUGCAAAAAAACAGAAGCAUCAGAUAUGUCGAGUGUUUUUGUUAAUAUCCGUGAAUUUAAACACAAAGAAACACCAGACUGAACAUGUGGAGCUUCAGAUUUAGUGUCGUCGUGGUUUUAAAGGCCGGUGGGCGCACUUCUUACUCAGCUUGGCGAGGUUUAGUCGCCUCAAUUUACAAUAAUGUUUGACCCUUUUCAAUUAACAUCAAAACACUGUGAAAAUAAUCUACUCAUCAUUUGCAUAGAGGAUGCUUUUCAUCAUUAUUUUAACUUAAUAAUACUAAAUAAUACAGAGACGCCUCCAGGACAGAGUGCUUUAAUCUUCCUGUUGCACUGAAACAUAUCAUGGAGGUUCACUGAUCUGAGUUCAGGGUCAAAUUUGGCGCCAUGACGGCUACAUGAAAACAGCAAUAGCGACUAACAGAAGAGAAGUGUGCAUUUAUUCUUCCUACAGUUGUACAUUUUUGCUCCCUUUAUUUCUUCUUAGUUUAAAAGUAGAAUUGUGAUCAGCUGGUCCUCACAGGUGCAGGUGAGGGUGUGUGCUUGUGUCCCUGGGCUCAUUAGAAUCAACAGAAACGUCUCUCUGAUUAAACUUCUAAUAGCUCAGGGUGAAGCACAACACUGAAACUGUGUUCAACAUUAAUAAAUGAAUACAAUUGUCUUUGAUAUUCACAGCAGUCUAAAUUAAAACCAGUUUCAUACUGAAGUUAACGACCACAGAUAAUGUGCUCGUUUCUAGUCAGAUACUCGGCUGAUUUGAAAACAGCCUCGAGUUGAUGUAAUAACUUUAAAGCUCCAGUGAGGAGUUUUCAGCUGGUUGUGAAACACGGUUAAAUUGAUACUGAUGCCUCUUUAGGAGCUAAAAAAAACCCAAAUGAGACCAUCAGCGAGAAGACUGGUGAUUCCUGUUUUGUGACUUUAAUACCUGAACGCACUGCAGGGGGGGGGGGGGUAGGUGUCACAGCACACGACUGACAAAAUGCGGCAUAAACAGCCUUUCUUUAUAAUUUUAAAAGCAAAUAUUCAAAAUGAGAGACACAUCCGACCGUUUAAAGCAGGGGUGUCCAAAGUGCGGCCCGGGGGCCAAUCGCGGCCCUAGAUCCAUUUAUUUAUGGCCCCAAGCUUCCAUUUUAAAUUGUGUUAUUUAUAGCACAGAAAUUAAUCACAUUCUAAAUCAUCUGUACAUUUGCAGUUUCUUUCAAGCGCACAAACAAACUAAAGUCAAUCCAGAAACAUCUCAAAAAGCUUCAUAUGGACUACUUGUCUAAAGCCAAAGCUCUGGGAAUUCUGCAAGAUGACAAUAAAGAAACACAAGAACUCUUAAAGCUGACAGGCUUUUUCAAAUUAAUGUUUUUAUCAUGAUGUGAAAAUGUUCUUCAUGAACUCUUGGAGUUCAGAAGACACAAAAGAGGACACAAGACAAAAUCAAAAUUAUGAAAUUGUGCAGAAAAGGCAAAAUUUGGUGAAUAAAAUAGUUCAGAAUGCAGGAAAAUGAUUAUUUAGUUCUUAAAUGUUGUCUGCUGGUCAGAAAAGUCUAAAAAACAACAUGAAAAAGAAGUGUGAUGAAAUCCAGAUCGUGAUCCUGCCAUAGAAAAAUAAUGAGAUAAUAUUUUUCCCACAUUGCCCGACCAUUUUCCUCCAGAAGAAGAUAAAGUUUACGUGGCUUGAAGAGAACUGAGGACUACCUAGUUACUGAUUUAUUGAGAAAAUGUUUAAAAUAAUUGUUAUUAAAUAGAGAUUUCAUCUAUAACUUGUCUGAUUCCUAAGUCUCAGUAGUAGCUACAGGCCCUGAGGUAUUCUGACAACAUCAAAUGUGGCCCUCUUUGAAAAAAGUUUGGACACCCCUGGUUUAAAGAAAGCAGGAGAUUUUUUUUGGUCAGGACAAGAUCAGCAAAGCAAUACGAUGAACAUGUUUGUCCACAGGGGGCGCCAAAAAUGUCAGUUCCCCACAGGAGCUUUAACAUAAGCUCCAGGAUUUUGCAGAAUGCACAGUCUCUGUUAGCUUUUACUCUUUCCAGCUGACUCAAACGCAAACCAUGAUAUAUAUAAACUUCAUGCUAAAAGACUGAACAGGGUCAGGCUACGGCUAACAGAGAAAACAAUUACCGUAUUAUCAGCGUUCUGGUUUGUAUUUCACUUUUAAUGUUGCAAGAAUAAACACUAAGCUAUCUUGGAUGGAGUGCUAGCAUCUAUAGAAGUGUCCCGAUCCAGGGAACCAAGCCUUCGUAGCCUGCGUAGACCAGUCUGAACUGAGACCAUCUCAUCUACGGAGGAAUGUCAGUUUACGUCACCAACAGCUCCUUCCCGUACGCCGAUGUAGGCGAGUAGGUAGCUGGCUAAUGUGGCGAACUACCUGGCUAUGCUUUCGCACGUAACUACAACCAUCACCAACAUUUUGAAGAUAAUUUAAAUGCAUUUGUCUUUUUUAACAUUUGUACAGCAACUAAAUACUUUCAUUAAGCAGUGUGAAUCGUCACGUUAUCGUUUGAAUUGGUGCGCAGACAGUUGUAUCGUCAUACGUAGGACGCAUCUGGAGGAGUCUUUGAAAUGGGACCGACUUGGAUUCGGUCUUCAAAUGCAGCCUUCGAAAGCUGCAGCUCCUGGAUUGAAUUGAGACACAUCUUACAACUAUCUGAAUAUGACUUACCCAAAGAAGUGAUGCAGUCAUGUCCACCCACUAUCAACUUACAUUCCUAGAUCAAGCCUUUUUGGAUGAUGCUACCUAAGCGGACUCUUCUGUGCUCUCUUGUUGAUUUCUGGACGUUAAUGGAGGGACACAUUUUCGGCGUCAAACUAAAGCAAAUAACACGAUGCAAAAAAAAGUGCUUUUCCUUUUGGUCAGCUUGCAGCAUCACUUCAUCCCCAUUCACAUCUUCAUCAGUCAGAGUGAACCAUCAUCAUCCCCCAGAGGCCUCAUGUUUCAAACUCUCAUCACUCCUUCAUCUCACUCCUUCAUCUCACUCCUUCAUCUCACUCCUUCAUCUCACUCCUUCAUCUCACUCCUUCAUCUCACUCCUCUGAUAUCUGCUGUGAAAUGCACGGAUCACGUUACUAUUGCACUCUUUAAUACAUUUGUGAAAAUACAAUUUGCAUCCUGUUGUUACUGAAACUGAUGAUGAUGAUGAUGAUAACACAAUACAAGUGGUUCUUCCUUGUUGUUGCAUGAUGCAAUAUGUUGAUAUAUUUAUAUCUCUAUACUCCCUCUGCCUGUUUUAUAAUUGAGAAGUGUUUACAUAGGGGAAACAUGGAGGUCCGGCUCGUGUUUGAACCCUGCUGUUUACAGUGUUUAUUGUUCCUCUUUUAUGCACGACUGAAUGUACGAAUGUGGCUUUCUAUACGAUAUUGUUGAACUGUUGUUUACACUGAUCUUGUGCAUUACGGUUGUUCUUACAUUUCUAUCAGGUGUCUAAUGUACAAUGCAAAAAUAAAUUUGGAAUGCAACACAGA